Molecule: messenger RNA, 5712 nt
Organism: Antechinus flavipes (yellow-footed antechinus)
Lineage: Eukaryota; Metazoa; Chordata; Mammalia; Dasyuromorphia; Dasyuridae
Gene: GREM1
Product: gremlin 1, DAN family BMP antagonist
Exons: 2
Coding region: 709-1263 (184 amino acids)
Biological process (GO): animal organ morphogenesis
Molecular function (GO): BMP binding; receptor ligand activity
Source: RefSeq, a predicted model, not a curated record
CUUAGACUGAAUGAAAAUAACCGCAUCAUCUAUCGUGACACAGAUCUCCUCUAUCAGGAGAUCGCAACCAACAGGGAUGUAGGAGCCACAAGGCAAUGAAAGAACCUCAGGAGGAGAGAAAGGCAAAGCUCUGGGGGCGGGGGAGGAGAAAAUGAGGGGGGUGGGAAGGCUGGGGGAUUUCCUACCGAUCUUCCCCUUCUAACGGGAGCGGAAAAUGUGAUUUGCUGUGCAUUCCAGGCGCGGUCCCCUGGGGUGACCUCUCCCCGCUGGCCCGGCAGAGGGAGGGGGUUUUGGGGAGGGAGGAGAAAAGGAGGCGGGUUCAGUCUGGUAGGGGUCCCCGCUGGGAGCCGGGGAGGGGGGGGCGUGAGGAGGAGAGGAAGGAGGGGGACUCAGUAACGGGAAAAGGGGGCGGAAUAGCGGGUCCGGGACGGGCGGCGCCUGGCCAAUGAUGUGGCGAGGCCCCGGAGCGCGGCGUUCAGCCGGCGGACAUUUAAAUGGGAGACGCUGGGAUGCUGAGGCACUCGGCGCGCCCUCCAUGGACUCGGGGGCCAAUCCAGCAGCGCAGACACAGUCGCAGCUGCCAGGCUAACCCCAGGGGGUUCGGGGGGCACGGAACCAGCCCCUGGGGCAGUCCCAGCGACUCGGGAAGACUUACAAAACGCUCGGGUCACUAAGAGAGGAGAAGAAAAAAGGAGGCUUCGGAACAGGAUGGGUCGAACAGCCUACGCUGUGGGGGCUUUGCUUCUGCUCUUGGGAACCUUGCUGUCAGCCACUGAAGGGAAAAAGAAAGGCUCUCAAGGUGCCAUCCCCCCUCCCGAUAAGGACCAGUACAAUGACUCAGAGCAGACGCAGACUCCGCAACAACCUGGAGCCAGGAAUCGGGGGCGGGGCCAGGGGCGGGGCACUGCCAUGCCUGGGGAGGAGGUGCUCGAGUCCAGCCAGGAGGCCCUGCAUGUGACUGAACGCAAAUACCUGAAGCGGGACUGGUGUAAGACUCAGCCUCUCAAGCAGACCAUCCACGAGGAGGGUUGCAACAGCCGCACCAUCAUCAACCGCUUUUGCUAUGGCCAAUGCAACUCCUUCUACAUUCCCAGGCACAUUCGGAAGGAAGAAGGUUCCUUUCAGUCAUGUUCCUUCUGCAAGCCCAAGAAAUUCACCACCAUGAUGGUGACGCUCAAUUGUCCUGAACUGCAGCCGCCGACCAAGAAGAAAAGGGUCACCCGGGUGAAGCAGUGUCGUUGCAUAUCGAUUGAUUUGGAUUAGGCUACGGACACCCAGCCUACCCUAAUGACUCAGCCCCAGAUGUGCCCAGUGCCGAGUCCAAGGCACUUGCGAUGCUCAAAUCCCAGAUGCAAGAAGUACUGCUCACUGCCUCUCGGCGGGAGCGUGCAUGUGUGUAUUUGUCUGUGUGAUGGAGCAUUGCAUGUUUGUCCAGAGGCACAAUGGGGGGUAAGAGUCUCUUCGGAAGGGUACUUCAUAUUAUGUAGAGUAUCUGUUGCACUUGGGGCUGAUGCGGAUGACUCAAAUUCCUGGCAACUUCCCGAGGCAAAUCUCAAGUCAGGCAGGGAUGAUGCCUUGCUUCGCCUCUGCCUUCAAUGCGCCUUCUUAGACAUCUAACAUUCUCUUCAGAAUGAGUGUUGCACAGACAGUGGUUACUCUGGGUCUUUUUUAAUGGAACAUGGAAGGGACUUGAUUUCAGACCUGCAUCUGAAGUAGAAAAAAGCUCCUAAGCAGCUAUUCCUUUCAACUACUUUUGGUCCGUGCUCCCAAACUCAAAAUCGAUAGCUGUUUCCAAACCAAAUUCCUCUCUGUAAGCUCUCCCCUGCUGUUUUCUUACUAUGAUUUUAUGUACUUUCCCCUUUGCAAAAAUAUUCUAGAUAAUUAAAAGAAAUUUGAAUUGCCAAGAAAAUGGAGGUGAGACACUGAGGGACUAGUAGUGGUUUAGGAGGUAGAAUUUAGGAGUAAUACCCACACAAGCUUGGCAGGAUUAAGGUAGGAGGUGUGGAGGGAACAAUGCAACACUGUAAAGUCAGCAUGAAAGAGAACCUAAGUAAAGCAAGGACUCGAUAAAUAUCUCCCCUAACACUCUCAACUCUGUUGUGCAUUUUGAAUAAAUAUGGUAGCCUUAGCUCUGACUUUCUUGACAUUAGUGUAGGGAGCCAAAUCUUUUAACUGUGGUACUUUCCAGCCCAAGAUCAAAUUUCUAUCUUGAAGUUUUUUUCCUCACUUUUUUUGCCCCAUUUCCCCACGAAUACAGGGCUUAAGGUCUUCUGAAAAUUAAAUCAUAUGAUUGUUCACUCAAUAAGAAUUUAUUAAGAAUCUACAACAUCCUAGGCACUAUGCUAGGUGAUGGAUAUAGAGACAUCUGUGAAAUAGCACCCACUCUCACCGGACCUUUCCCCCCUUUCCCCUAAUGAAUAGAAUCAGAUUGGUUUGGAAGUUUCCUGGAUUUCCUAUUAUAACACAAGGUUGAAGAUAUAUGGAAUAUGACGAUUACCCUAAAUUCAUUUUUUAGAUAGAGCUGUGAAAAUAUUUUGUAAGAUGGAGAAUUUCUUAUGGUCUUAACAUUAAGCUUGGCUUCAAAGAGUUUUCUCUUUCCCACCACAUGUCACUUCAUGGCAGCUGGUUUACUUACUAACCAAGCCAGUUUGAUGGACAUUUAUCACAGGUUUUAGAUCAAAAUUAAAAUUGGCAUCGGUUUUUAGUUCAGUUGUUUUUCAGUAAUGUCUGAUUCUUUCUGCGCCCCUUUUGGGGUUUUUCUGGCAAAGAUAGUGGAGUGCUUUGCCAUUUCCUUCUACAGUUCAUUUUAUAGAUAGGGAAAACUAGGCAAACAGGAUUAAAUGUCACACAGCUAGUAAAUGUCUGAGGCGAGAUUUGAACUCAGGAAGACUCAUCUUCCUGACUUCAGAUCUGGCAUUCUACUCACUGUGCCAUCUAGCUGCUCUGGUUGGUCUACCAUUUCUAAUUAUAUUAUCUAAUUAUAUAUUUAAUUAUUCCCUGAGCACAUAAGCAACAUAAAAUCGGCCAGGUCAGAUUUAAAUAUUUUCAUAAUUAUGUGAAUUAACAUAAAAAGACUCUAACCACCACUACUGCCCCCCUUGUUCCUGAGGCUCAUGAGAAAUGUUGCUCAGACCUCCUUAGCCAUGAAGAGUUAGGACCUGGUAUCUUUUUUUUUUUUUUAAAUAGAGAAAAUGGCAUAGAAAAAUCUCUUUUAAAAGAACAUUCAAUCAACUUUCUUUUUCUUUUUUCCAAAGGCUUGGCAUUAUUUUUGCAAAUUAGAAUUUUGGCUAAGAAUAUUUGGCUCUUUUAGAAAGUCUUUCCUAAUUGUGCCAGAUCUGAACCUGUCAAAUAGAGUACGGAAAUGCCAAUAUAGCAUUGAGUGUUAUACAGAGUCCCCAUUUAGUAGAACUAUCUCUUUAGCUUGGAACGGUUCUGGCAACAUUGUGGUUAUAGUGUUUCAUUUCUUACCUAGUGUUUUUGAGAGAACAGAAAGUAAGAGAAAGACAAGGGGUAAAAGAAAAAGAACAGAGAUCUCAUGAUUCAGAGGGAAUAGUCCUCUGUUCAGAAUUUCAAGGGAAAUUGUUAUUUCAUUUUUUUUUAAAAGGAGGCAUUCAGAAUAAGAAAAUUUGUUUCUUGUCUAAUGAUCUUGGCAUUUUGAUGUGUAAUCAUGCAAAUAUUUAUUGGUUCACUUCAUCUGCAUUGCUCUAAAUAAACUAGGACAGCUUCCAAUUCCUGACUUAUUCUUUAUCUAAGGCCAAGAUAACCCUGUUGAGGGUAGGCAGGCCUAACUCUGGUUUCUUUUGUGUGACUACAUUGUUUUUCCAGAGCCUGGAAUUUUAUACAUCAAAAUUAAACCUAUAUUCUUCCUGCCUAGCGCCUUCUCAGCUCCACAACUGGGGAGGGGAUGGACACUCAAAAGACAAGGAAUUGAAAAUUUCAGAGCACUGCUAACUCUCCAAGAAAACAUGUACAGUCUUCCCAUUCAGCAACUAUAAACAAGAAAAUUUUGAGGCAGAAUUGAAGAUUCAACACUGGAUUUCAUUUUGAAUUCCUAUUUCAAUUUCAAUUGAAUUUCACUUCCGAUUCCUUCCUGAUAAAUCUUAACCUUCAGCCCAAGGUGUUUACCCACUCAUAAACACUUCCUUUCCUAUGCCCAAACAAACAUGCUUCCAAUAUGGAAGUAUCUUGUCUACUCUUUGCAUUAAUCCUGUCUGUCCGCAAUCUUGCUUUCAUUCAAAUCCUCAAACAGGAAAGCACAGAAUGGCUUUAAUUAAGUCCACAAAUGCCUAAGCCAAAAUGGGGAGUGGGAAGAGGAAACGAGAAUGGAACCGAAAAUGUAAAACCACACUAGAGAGGAGAAAUAACAUUUAGAACCAGUAAACACUGAAUUUCUCUUGUUGUUUUAACUCUGCCACAAGCAUGUGAUUUUGUUAAAAAGAGAUGACUUAAGUGGCCAGCAAUAAUCUUCCUUUUAGUAGCCUGUACCACAGUCUUGCAUUUGGGGAGGAUUUGGCUUCACUAAAGAGAGUUUCCUCAAAAUUAACUUCCCGAGGAUAAUCAGCAGCAUGACUACCCCCAAAGCAUAACUGGGCAAACAAAGAGAGCAGUUCUACUUGUCUAUUUAUGCCACUGUUGGUUAAGAUUAGCAUGAGUAUAGACUAUCUUCCAUCAUUUACUUAAAAUGCCACAUUGGUUAGAUAUUAUAUCAGGUACUCACUGAUGAUGCAAUAGUACUUUUCUGUGUUUGCUGUAGGUUUUUUUUUGUUUGUUUUGACUGAGAGAUAUACAUGAUUUCAAUCUUUCCUAUUAGAAAAAUGCCAAACACUGAAUUUGCAUAUUAUGGCAUAUACCUGACAUCUUUUAAAAUACAUAUUUUAUAUAUAUACAUUUAUAUACUUUUAAGUGUUUUUGUCAUCUGCAUUUCUUCAAAGAUGAAAAUUAAUAAUGAUAAUUAUGAUAAGGGAAGAGAGAAAUUUGAAGAUAAAGGAGAUAAUUUCCACUGUGUGGAAUGUGAAUAAACAGAAAGAUGGGUAUUUAAUGUAAUUAUUAAUUCAGAUAUUUUGUUCAGUGUGAUAACAGCAAUUUUUUUUCUUUUUCUCUGAAUUGUGCAAAGGAGACACUGGUUCCUCCUAGGGGGUUGCAAGCUUUUUGUAUGGGAUGAUUUUAUUCAGAGGAAGACAGCAAACUUUGUUGUAUCUGUGCACAGAUAAGUAUUGCAGUUAUCAGAAAUUAAGAGGCUGACAGCUAUGUUUUAUGUUUCAGAGGUGAACAUUCCUCAAGCAAUAUUUGUAAAGACUUUAAGCAGUAUCUGUGAAGACAAGAUGUACAGAAAAAAAUACCAAAUAUCAGCAAUAAUUCACAAAGAAAGUUGCCUUAAGGAAAUUUUAAAAAAUGUAAUGCCAAUUUUAUGCAUAGAACACAUCAAUGUCUAACUAAUGCAUAAGAUUGAAAAAAAAAACUUGUUGAUCUCUCAUUCCCCAAGAUAUUUAAUAUAAACUGUAUCAUGUAUUUAAACUUCUCCUUUAUUCUAAAAAAAUGUCUAUAGACAAUGAGGUGCCUUAUUUUUUUAUAUGUGUUCAUGGACUCAAAAGGAAAUUUGAUUUAAAAUGAAUUUCUAAUUAUAUGUAAUUGAAUAAGAUUGGAUUUUUUUCCUCAAGAAUUUUAUGUAUAAACUUUUCUCAAGGGUAACCAAUAAAUGAAACCUCUUCUAUA